UGGGCGGCCGUCUCCCCCGCGGCUGCCUCGUCGCCCGGGUCCCGCUACGCGGCUCCCACAUGCUCACAACUGCAGAGAAGGGAGGUCCCAAGUUUCUCAAACUUGGAAAAACAGUGUUUUGCGUGUCCUUCCCCCCGCCCUCGUGUUUUGUUUCUGUACAGUUGUGUCAGCAAGGAGUCCGCCCCUCGUCUCUGACGACAGUGCGGCUCAGAACCUUUUCGGGGUGUCACACGGAUGGACCUAUUAAACUCGUCUCAUAAAUAUCACUCAUUCAACGAAGUUUUGAGGAUUAAAGGCCCCAGGGGAACAGAAUGGUAGCAAAGAAAGAGCUUCAAAUGCGAUCCGUUUGCGCUUUGAAGAGAUCACUCUACCUUGAAAAGAAAAAUAAAAGACCGGAGGAAGCCGGAGAGGACCUGCUCCCUCAUUCAGGAGGGGACUGCGGGAGUCUUUGGACAGUGGUGCUGGUGGCGGAGGUGAAGAGAGGCAGCAAGGCUUGGCAGUGGAUAUAACCUGACUGUGUUUAUGGACAUCAUGAGUUACAUCAGCCAACAGGCUACUGCAGGGAACAGCAGGGAACCCAGCGCGCAUUCCUGGGGACCGCUCAAUGGACAAGUCUACGGCGGCGUGGAGACGCUGGGGAAGGAGCUCUUCCUGUACUUUGGGCCGAAAGCUUUGCGGGUUCACUUUGGAAUGAGAGGCUCCGUCAUGGUUAAUCCGCCUGAGUGCAGAAAUAAAAGUGGAGUUUCUCCCGUGCUGGAAAUACAACUCAGCCAGGAUUCGAUUUGUUUCUUGGACUCAUCGGUAGAACUCAGAAACUCGGCAGAAAGCCAACAGAGAGUUAGGAUGAUGGAAGAGCUGGACGUGUGUUCGCCCAAGUUUAGCUUCUCUCGAGCCGAAAGGGAAGUGAAGCGGCAGCCGGGACGGAUGCUCUGCGACGUGCUGAUGGACCAGCGAGUGCUGCCCGGCGUCGGCAACAUCAUCAGAAACGAAGCCCUCUCGGACAGUGGUCUCCACCCUGCUCUUAAAGUUUCUCAGCUGACAGGGGAACAGAUCCAUCAGCUGGUGGAAAGAACUCGUGACUUCAGCCUUCUUUUCUACAGGUGCCGUAAAGCAGGACUUGCUGUCUCCACACACUUUAAGGUUUACAAGCGUCCUAACUGCGGCCGGUGUGGCUGCCAAGUCACGGUGUGUCGCUUGGGGGAAAAUAACAGAAUGACGUACUUCUGUCCCCAGUGUCAGAGGGAAGAUCCUCAUCGUGCUGACGAGAGCAAGCUGCCAGCUAGAAACACCGAUUACAGCCGGACGUCCAGCCGACGGGAACAUCCCCUGGACGACGUGGCCACCAAAUGUGAGGAGCCCUGGGCAUGCUCGGCCUGCACGCUGAUCAACGCGCCUUCUUCCCAGGCCUGCGACGCCUGCCUGGCUGCAAGGCCUGCUGGGACGGCUGAGCUUGGACUUGGAAUUCACUCCUUUUCAAAGAGGCUUAAUUACAGCAUGUCAGACCCGGUGCCCAAGAUGGAAGGCAACCCCGCUGCCUUCAGCAGCCGGCUGAGGUUCCCCUGCAACAGCUUUGGGAAGCCGAGCACGGACCUGAAGGUCAACAGGAAAACGGCAUUUGGCACCACAACCCUCAUCUUGACCGAUUUCAGCAAUAAAUCCCGUCCUUCGGAAAGAACAAAAAGCCCAAACCGGAGGAUACCAGAUGGGCGGUUCCGAAACUCGCCUCCCUCUGCCGCCUGUCUGAGCGGCCGGCCUCGCCCCUCCGAGGGCGCAGGCAGCACAGCUCGGCCACCUGACGGCGAAGGCCCGCCACGCACCGCGUGCCCACAGCCCGCGCGGCUCAGUCCAGCCUGCGGAAAACCCGGAACAGCUCGCUGCUCACCGCCGGGCCCCCGGAGUCGCAGCCCUGGGCCUCCUAACAGCCACAGUGUCCGUCUCCUGGACAAGAUCCUGAGCAUGAGCUCCCAGCGUAGUAGCUUAGAGCAGGUGUCCACUCGGAGAAUCAUAACUGUAUGUUUAUCCAGCUGCUGGAUUAUAAGUGAACCUCAAGUGAACAGGACAGAUGGUGCCUGUGUGGCGGCUGGCAGCCCGCGCUGCGGCAAACACCACCUCCCCUGCGCCCUCCGCACCGUGAGCAAGGCCGGCGAGAACCGGGGCCGGCGCUUCUACGCCUGCCCUCUGCCCCGGGGGGCGCAGUGUCUGUUCUUUGAAUGGGCAGACCUGUCCUUCCCACUCUGCGACCACGGCAAGCGCUGCCUCGUGAGGACAGUGCUGAAGAUGGGACCUAACAACAGGAAGCGUUUUUUUGUGUGUCCACUUGCUAAGGAAAAGCAGUGCAGCUUCUUCCAGUGGGCAGCCAGCGAGCCGGGAGUCGACGUUACUCCAGGACGCUAAUAUGUUCUCCUUCCGAGGAGUAUCUGGCAGUUAAUCUCUUCAAACAACAUGCGGAUGCCCUUUAUUUUAAUAGGUUGGUUGUAGAAUUUCUAUGGCACAUUGUAAAGCUAUUGCAGCGUUUAAGAACUUCAUUUUUUUAUGCGGGCCGUCUUUGCAUUCUGUGGCCAUGUGUAUUUUUUGCGUUGAUGAAUGCUAUCGGCGUUUCAUCAACUGUACAGUGUAUUACACUUAGUAUGUAUAUUUAAUGUGUUUAUUAAUGACAAUAAAGUAUUUUUAGUAUA
Molecule: messenger RNA, 2675 nt
Organism: Miniopterus natalensis
Lineage: Eukaryota; Metazoa; Chordata; Mammalia; Chiroptera; Miniopteridae
Source: RefSeq, a predicted model, not a curated record